UUGUCUUCUUUAAUUUCUCGAGUAAAAUACCCAAACAAACACAACCUUGAUAACAAAAGAGUCCAAAGCAAAAAACAUGAACCAUGCUCUGAACUUUCCAUUUCCUUGAUCAUGGAGCUCCAAUCCAUUCUACUGCUUCUUCCACUCAUCAUCUCUCUUCCUUUCUGUUCUUCAUCUACAGACACCAUAAGAUUCAACGAAUCUCUUGCAGACGGCCAAGUACUAGUUUCCAGUGGAGAAAAGUACACCCUCGGCUUCUUCCGCCCCGGCAGCUCAAGAAAUCGAUACCUCGGAAUUUGGUUCACCAAACUUCCGACCCGGGUCGUCGUUUGGGUCGCCAAUCGAGACAAUCCGAUCAACGACACUACCGGCUCGCUCUCCAUCGACGCCGCUCGAGGAGGCUUGAUUUUGCAACAGGGGAGCAGGAACAUGACUACUCCUGCUCCCCUCUGGUCUACAAACGUCUCCACCGCCGGACAAAAUCCGGUGGUGGCACGACUGUUAGACGAAGGGAAUCUCGUCCUGCUGCAGCAGCAGCAGGACGGGGAUCAGGUCCUGUGGCAGAGUUUCGACCAUCCGACCGACACGGUCCUGCCCAACAUGGUGCGGAAAACAGGACCGGACUACGCGGUCCGGUCCUGGAAGUCCCCUGACGACCCUGCAGCAGGGGACUGGUCCUACGUCCUGGAAUCGAACGGGUCGCCGCCUCAGCUGAUGCUGUACGAAGGUCGGACCAAGCGGUGGCGGAGCGGACCGUGGAACGGAGUCGCCUGGUCCGGGGUCCCGGACAUGUCUAGGAUCACCUUCUUCAACAUCAGCGUCGUGGUCAACGACAGCGAUUCGACUUUCGUCUGGGGACUUCGGAAUGAUCCUACUCUAAUAGCCCGGGUGUACUUGGAUCCGGAGGGGAUUUUGAACCGAGCAAUUUGGCAGGACAAGGAUGCGCGGUGGAACGAGAUCUUCAGGUAUCCGAAGGAGACGUGCGACUGGUAUGGACACUGCGGGCAGAAUGGGAACUGCGACCAGAACAAGGAUGCAGGGGCUUUCUUCUGCAGCUGCCUCCCGGGGUUCGAGCCGAGGUCUCUGGGCGACUGGUACCUGAGGGAUGGCUCGGGAGGGUGCGCCAGGAAGCGAACGGGGAGCCUGAGCUGUGGAAGGGACGGUGGAGGCGAUGGGUUUGUGAAAUUGGAAAAUGCUAAAGUUCCUGACACGACGACGGGGAGAUUGUACGCGGGUAUGGAUUUGAAAAACUGCGAGCAGGAGUGUCUGAGGAACUGUUCCUGUACGGCUUACGCGAGUUCUAAUUUGACGAGCGGGAUUGGGUGCAUCGUACUGUACGGGGAUCUGAUGGAUACGAGAGUGUUUGCUGGUGGUGGGCAGGAUGUGUAUGUGCGAGUGAAUGCGGCUGAGUUAGCUGAAUACAGGAAAAGGUUGAAAGGAGACAAUGGGAAGAAGAAGGUUUUAGCGAUUGCAUUGGCCUCUGUGGCUGCGGCCAUCAUGUUGGUGGUUUCAGUUGCGUAUUAUUGCCUCUGGAGAAGGAAAAGAAAAGGAAACAAAGAAGAGACUAAUCGUACGAUUCCGAAAAUAGAAUCCGAAUCCGAGAAGGAAAGUUUGUACGAAGAUAAAGAUUCGUCGGUGCCAAUUUUUGAUGUGCUUGACAUCUUUGCUGCCACGAAAGAUUUCUCUUUGGCCAGCAAACUUGGACAGGGAGGUUUUGGCACCGUUUACAAGGGUGUACUUUCUAGCGGACAAGAAAUAGCCGUGAAAAGAUUGUCUCAGACCUCGAGGCAAGGAAUUCGAGAAUUCAAGAAUGAAGUACGGCUAGUUUCCAAACUCCAACAUAAGAACCUAGCAAGGCUGUUUGGUUGUUGCAUCCAUGGAGAGGACAAAAUGUUGAUCUAUGAGUAUUUGUCAAACAGAAGCCUCGACCUCUUCAUAUUUGAUAAAAGGAGAAGCUCGUUAUUGGAUUGGAUGAGACGAUUUGAAAUUAUCAUUGGAAUUGCUCGAGGUUUAUUGUAUCUGCAUCAAGAUUCGAGGUUGAAAAUCAUCCACAGGGAUCUUAAAGCAAGCAAUGUUCUACUAGACGCUGCAAUGAAUCCUAAGAUUUCAGAUUUUGGGAUGGCUAGAUUAUUUGGAGAAGAUCAAAUAGAGGCCAAUACAAAUAGAAUUGUUGGAACCUACGGAUACAUGUCACCAGAAUAUGCAAUGGAGGGUCUCUACUCAACCAAAUCAGAUGUUUUCAGCUUUGGAGUUCUGACACUUGAGAUCGUGAGUAGUAGACGAAGCAACCAAUGUUACCAAGAAAGUCCAUCAUUAAGCCUGAUUGGUCAUGUGUGGGAGUUGUGGAGAGAAGGAAGAGCAUUGGAAAUUGUAGAUCCAUCAACGAUGGGAGAAUCAUGUUCUAUCGAUCAAAUCAUGAGGUGCAUUCAGAUAGGUCUUUUAUGCGUUCAAGAAUCUCCAUCCGAUCGACCAACUAUGUCAAAUGUUGUCUUCAUGUUGGGCAAUGAAACCACUCUUCCAUCUCCGGGGAAGCCGGCAUUCAUACUCCAAAGGAAGCAUGAUGAUGCAAACUCAGUUGCAACUAAUGUCACCGGAUCAUCGACAGAUCCUUCAACCAACCAAAUGUCAAUAACCACUUUGGUAGCUCGAUAAUACAUAGAAGACAACCACACUUAUUAUGAAAACAAAGACAGUGUUUACUUUUUUGUUCUCUUGCUACUUGCUAGUAAUUACAAAGUAUACGACCCCGUGCUUCUGCAUCUUAAGCUUUACAUACUCGUUUAUUGUAAUAAUUUUUUUUCAGAGACGGAACACUUCACUUUCAAUAUUCUUAACAUUAAUUAAUUAUUAAUUAAUAUUAU
Messenger RNA from Linum tenue, 2861 nucleotides. The record is from the annotation of a GenBank genome assembly. NCBI's taxonomy places the organism in Eukaryota, Viridiplantae, Streptophyta, Magnoliopsida, Malpighiales, Linaceae.